Messenger RNA from Athene cunicularia (burrowing owl), 5018 nucleotides. It is a transcript of the gene TMEM144, whose product is annotated as transmembrane protein 144. Gene Ontology annotation, biological process: carbohydrate transmembrane transport. Bases 904 to 1977 code for a protein of 357 amino acids. Lineage: Eukaryota; Metazoa; Chordata; Aves; Strigiformes; Strigidae. The record is from RefSeq and is a predicted model, not a curated record. The transcript is spliced from 13 exons. Gene Ontology annotation, cellular component: membrane. Gene Ontology annotation, molecular function: carbohydrate transmembrane transporter activity.
CUGGCAAUAACAUAGGAUUGUAGAGAAUAGAAUAGUCUUUUAGUGAAAUCUCUGAAGGUCUCUGAUGUGCAAAGUAUGUGCAAGCAUAUGCAAAAAAGUGUAGUCAACUUAAUGCUGUGUGCCAGUUUAUUAUUUGAUCUUGACAUUGGAUUUAGCUGGAAUGAACCUCCAGAGGUCAUUAGUUCAACUCCCUGCUUUAAGCAGUGCUGUCAUCAAAGUUAGAGCAGGUUGCUCCAGACAUUGUCUGGUUGAGCUUUUUCUUGAAGGCUGUAAAAUGGAUUUGAAAGUUGGGUCUGAAUUUAGCUAAAUUUGGAGCUAAGUGCCCAAAACGUGGGAAAGUUGUAGAGUUUUAGUCAGUCUUAGUGAAGCAUAUUCUUCCUUAAUUAACUGGAAGUUGUGUUUCCUUUCCAUUUGUGGUGUCAUGAUUCUGAUUCUCCAAUUGUGCAACAGUCUCCAAUGUGCAUAAUGUAGAGAUUUUUGGAAGAUAAAAACCAGAAUACUGCCCCACAGCACACAGAUUUUCUCUUAGUAGAUACAAAACUGAAAUAUUUUUAAAAUAACUUUUCUCUGUAUAUUAUCAAAAUCAACAAGGCUGAUAAACCACUUUAAAUUUGAAAGGGUCUUUAUAUUUUACCUGCAUCAGUACUGAGUCCUGCAUUCAUAGAGGUGCAGUGUAAUCAGCUUUAUUUCUAUGUCCUUAACAGCAUGAAGCUGUGUUAAACCCAGCUCUUGUGCCUUCUUUGUCAACUAAAUGAAUUAAAUCAGACACUGAUGGCCCUGCUGAAGCUGUAAAUAAAAGCACAACCUCAGCAGAUACAGUUCUCAGUGUCCUAAGAACUCUAGGGAAAAUCUUGUCAGGACCCACAUCAAAACUCCACAAAAAGAGGCACCUUCAGAGCAAAGAUGAACGUCGGGAAAACUUACAGUACCUUUAACAUCAGCAAUGGAACAGAUCUAGCUAUUGGCUUUACAUCUUCCACAGUAGCUGUCCUUCUGUUUGGGACAAACUUUGUGCCUGUUAAGAAAUUUGAUACUGGUGAUGGCAUGUUCUUCCAGUGGAUUCUCUGUGCCUCUAUAUGGAUAGUUUCUUUGGUGGUCAAUUUAAUCCAGAAUUGCCCCCGGUUUUGGCCUCUUGCUAUGGUUGGGGGUUUUGUGUGGGCUACAGGCAAUGUUACAGUUGUCCCUAUUGUUAAAACUAUUGGCUUAGCUCUUGGUCUUUUGAUAUGGGCUUCUUUUAAUUUGCUGACAGGUUGGGCAAGUUCAAGGUUUGGUUGGUUUGGAAUUGACCCAGAAGAGGUAUCAAGACCAAUCUUAAAUUAUAUUGGAGCUGGACUUUCACUAUUAAGUGCUGUCAUAUUUCUUUUUAUAAAAACUGAAGUCCAGAGUUCUUCAGCUUCAUUAGAAAGAACACCUUUGCUGAGAGAAAGUUCUAUUAAUGUUUCUGAAGAUACCUCUGAUGACUCGUGGGUGAACAGACUUUCUCCAGCAAAGAAGAGGCUCGUAGGAUGUACCCUGGCUGUAGUAGCUGGAAUACUUUAUGGUUCCAGUUUUGUACCGGUACUUUACAUCAAGGACCAUGGAAGAAGAAAUGAAACUAUAUACACAGGAGCAAGUCAAUUUGAUUUAGAUUAUGUUUUUGCACACUUCAGUGGUAUAUUUCUGACAAGUACCAUCUAUUUUUUGAUCUACUGUACAAUCAGGAAAAAUAAACCUAAUGUUUAUCCCCAAGCCAUAUUGCCAGGGUUUGUUUCUGGUGUGCUUUGGGCAAUAGCCAAUUGCUGCUGGUUCAUAGCCAAUCACUAUCUCAGUGCUGUGGUCAGCUUUCCAAUAAUUACUGCAGGUCCUGGCCUUGUUGCUGCAAUGUGGGGAGUCCUUGUAUUUAAAGAAAUCAAGGGACUGAAAAACUAUGUGUUACUCUCAGUAGCAUUUUGUGUCAUUUUGACAGGAUCACUCUCCACAGCUUUUUCUAAAGUUUGAAAGGAUCUUCUGGACCAGUAGAUGGUGCUACUGUUUAAUAUAAUCAGAAAGACAAUAUUGGUAUAUUGCAAUACAUAAUAAUUUUCAAAAUGUAUGUCCAACAUUUACCCUAACUUGCUUCAGGCAAGUGAAAAAGAAAACCAUUGCUCAAUGUUCCCAUUUAGCAUGAAAGAAUAUCUGGAAAUGUUUUUUUCUACAUUUCUUGGAACAGUAAGUAUAUCAAAGGAUUUUAUUUAAUAAAGCUAAAUGAUUUUAUAGUUACUAAUUAUGUUUCUUCUGGCUCAAGUACUAAACAUGUCAUCAUAAAUUGUCAUUUAUUGUUGUGAUGGUGGAUAAAGGGAUUUUAAUUCUUUGUAAUACUGUAUGCGUUUGCCAGCUGAUUUGUUUUAUUAUAAUGUUCUAUCUUCAAUAUAAAAUAUGUCUUGGAAUAUUCGUCAUGAAACUGAUACACAUGAAGAUGUGAAAGUCAUUAAUUCACUUUAAAACCUCUUACAAUUGCUUCAGAAGUUUUAAGGAAAUAUAGAGAAAAAAAAAGGUGCUUUAAAAUAAAUUACUUGUGUUUGCUGCUAAACUGUUCCUUUAGUUGCAGGAACAUUAUAUACAAAUCAGGACCAUGAUACAAAUAGUUGGGGAAGUUUGGGGUUUUUUAUUUUGGUUGCAAGUAACAUUACAUUUUUGUGUUGCAAUAUGAGCUAAGUAUGUGGUUCAAAGUUGGUUUCCAAAUAACUUUGUACAUUUUCUGAAUACUUACUUUUCUAUGUAGUAUCUUCAAAUCUUAAUAUUGCCAUACAUAAUUUUUUAUUACAUUAAUGCGUCAUGUUAUUAUAAAACUACCCAUUCAUUUUCUACCUGAAGAGAGGUCGUUGUGGGAAUACAAUGGAAGAUUGGUGAGGAGGUUGGUAAACACACUGAAGUGACUUGCAGCUGAGGUGUCAAAAACCAUAUAUAUCAUACUAAUUGCUGUUUAGCUUUGUGUGCUUGGUAGAACAUUUUCUUUCAGGUAAUAUAGAUCUGUGAUAGACACACCUUAAUGAACAUCCCUGAGAUUCCUGUCCUACUGUGGGAAAGAUCAUACCACAGUGGAAAACUAUGCCUGCAGAAAUCCCUGGUAUAUACAGAUGAAAGCAGCAGGUUCAAGAUUUUUUCUUUCUUCUCCUUUUUCUGGCUAAGAAGGACCAAGCUCUGCAGUGCCUGCAUCCCUGCUUGUGUGCCUCUGCCCGGGUGCUGCUGCAGAGAUCCCCCAAGUUGUGAGGUAAUGAAAUAAAUGUACUCUUGCAUUUCAUCCAUGGUUUUGUGGUAGUUCCUGCCUGUGUCAGCUCACACUUUGGCGUUGUCAGCAGGAUCCAGGAACAGCCAUUGCCAUGGCUAAAAAAGAAGUCAGGGACUGGGAAGGCCAUGACAGUGUCUCCCUUAUUCUGAGAUGGUCUGGUACUGAGGACUGGACUCCUGUGGCUGCUUUUCUGGCUAAAUUGACUCUGCUGGAAGCAUGGCCUGAAACAGAUGAAAGGGCAGCCAUUACCCCUAAAACAAUUGCAAUGGCUAUAUGCAGAUCACUGUGGAAAGCAAGAUUCUUUUUGCAAGUUAGCAGGGCAGUUGUGAUGGUUAUUAGUUACUGGUCUUAGAGCUCUUGACCAUGAAGUUGUUGCAUUACAGAGUAAAAUGAGAGAAUGGGAAGAGGAGGUCAGGACUUAACAAGAUGCAAAGCGAUUGUACCAGAAGUAAUCACUAUUCAAGCAGAGCAAUGCUAUGAUCCAAAAGAUAUGUAGAGUGGUUGGUAGCAUGUGUCGCUACUAAGCGAAGGGACAAAUAUGGGAAAAGUAAAGUUUCAAUUUCCCAAGUCCAUGCUCUCACCUCAAAAUAGUCAUGGGAUCGUAAGGAAUGUGAUGGAAAUACUCAGAAUGAAUGCUCAGACUCCAAGACCAAGUUUGAAUUUGAUCCGGACUUAAAAGGCAGGAAGAUGGUGGAAGCAUGACCACUCAGACAAAUGAAGGGGCAGCAGGAGCAAGCAGAUGGGGGAAUGCAGCUUGCAUGUACUUACACUCCAAAAGAGUUGAAGGAAUUUUAAGAGAAUUAUCAACAACAGAGUGGGGAAGCAUACUGGCAUGCUUUUUGUGAGCUUGAGAUAGUGGAGCUGCAUCUCUUCAUUUAUUAGUGCAUGAAAAAGAUUUAUUAAGCCCUAUAGACAAUGCUGAUCAGAUAAAACAAAGAUAUGCUCUGUUGCAAAAUACCAGAGGUCCUGAUGGGUGAAAUAUUAUUGCACCUGUGCUAUGUCAUUAGUUGUGUGCAUCAAUGUUAACAGCAUAUACAGAAUCUACAGAAUUAAUGUUGUCCCUCAGGAACUGGGAUACAAUGGUAAAAGGUAUUAGUUUGAUGUGACAGAUAGGGAUGGCUCACGUUGGUUACGAAAUCUAAUCCAGACAGGGUAGCAGUAAUGAGAAAUAUCAAAAUGCAGUUUUUGAGAGUAGUGCCUGCCUCACUAAAACCCUUGAUUAUACCAGCUGUGACAAAUGCUAUGGGUAAUGUAGAUGCUCUAGCAGGUAUCUUGAGGGAAAUUGGGGCUGUAAUGUCGGGAACAUCUGUUUGGGUGGUGAAUAAAGGAAAGCCAGCAAAUAUGAAAGGAGCCACAGCACGGGUGAUAAGGAGAUAUGAGGAAUGAACUUGUACGAGAUGGUGCCCCACAAUCAGAAGUAGAUGGGAUCACGGCAUCAGAAAUGUUUCAUCAAUUGCAAAACUUAGCAUUUAUGCAAAAAAGCAGACCGCCUCUAUCCCCACCACCAACUCUGCACCCACCCUCUACUCCGCCUGCCACUCAAGGCAAGACACUACCUGGCAAAUGCCAAAAAAGUACAAAUUAAGGGUUGGCAGGUCCCCGAAAUUUGCUGCUAGUGCAGCCUCUUAUGGUGAGGGGAACGGACACCCUUGUGUUCAUCUGUCUAUACACUGAUGGUCUGGGGGGAUUUUACAUGUGUUAGCUUUGACAGAUUCCAGAGCUGAGGUUACUGUAUUACACAGUAAUAUUGGUAAUAAAGAAGCUGUAUCAU